Molecule: messenger RNA, 1071 nt
Organism: Rangifer tarandus platyrhynchus (Svalbard reindeer)
Lineage: Eukaryota; Metazoa; Chordata; Mammalia; Artiodactyla; Cervidae
Source: the annotation of a GenBank genome assembly
AUGACCAAAUCGUACAGCGAGAGUGGGCUGAUGGGAGAGCCUCAGCCCCAGGGUCCUCCAAGCUGGACAGAUGAGUGUCUUAGUUCUCAGGACGAGGAGCACGAGACGGACAAAAAGGAGGAUGACCUGGAAGCCAUGAACGCGGAAGAGGACUCACUGCGGAACGGGGGAGAGGAGGAGGAGGAAGAUGAGGACCUGGAAGAGGAGGAAGAAGAGGAGGAGGAGGACGAUGAUCAAAAGCCUAAGAGACGCGGCCCCAAGAAGAAGAAGAUGACGAAGGCGCGCCUCGAGCGUUUUAAGCUGAGACGCAUGAAAGCCAACGCCCGGGAGCGGAACCGCAUGCACGGGCUGAACGCAGCGCUGGACAACCUGCGCAAGGUGGUGCCCUGCUACUCCAAGACACAGAAGCUGUCCAAAAUCGAGACACUGCGCUUGGCCAAAAACUACAUCUGGGCUCUGUCGGAGAUCUUGCGUUCAGGGAAAAGCCCUGACCUGGUCUCCUUUGUACAGACUCUCUGCAAGGGUUUAUCCCAGCCCACCACCAACCUGGUUGCCGGCUGCCUGCAGCUCAAUCCUCGAACUUUUCUGCCUGAGCAGAACCAGGACAUGCCCGCGCACCUGCCGACCGCCAGCGCUUCUUUCCCUGUGCACCCCUAUUCCUACCAGUCUCCGGGGCUGCCCAGCCCGCCCUACGGCACCAUGGACAGCUCCCAUGUCUUCCACGUCAAGCCGCCGCCUCACGCCUACAGCGCAGCGCUGGAACCUUUCUUUGAGAGCCCUCUGACUGAUUGCACCAGCCCUUCCUUUGACGGACCCCUCAGCCCGCCGCUCAGCAUCAAUGGAAACUUCUCUUUCAAACACGAACCGUCCGCCGAGUUUGAGAAAAAUUAUGCCUUUACCAUGCACUAUCCUGCAGCGACCCUGGCAGGGGCCCAAAGCCACGGAUCAGUCUUCUCCAGCGCCGCUGCCCCUCGCUGUGAGAUCCCUAUAGACAAUAUUAUGUCCUUCGAUAGCCAUUCACAUCAUGAGCGAGUCAUGAGUGCCCAGCUCAAUGCCAUCUUUCACGAUUAG